This is a messenger RNA of Silurus meridionalis, 4393 nucleotides long. RefSeq names its product ubiquitin-conjugating enzyme E2O (gene ube2o). The transcript is spliced from 20 exons. The coding region runs from base 276 to 4205 and encodes 1309 amino acids. The record is from RefSeq and is a predicted model, not a curated record. Lineage: Eukaryota; Metazoa; Chordata; Actinopteri; Siluriformes; Siluridae.
GCACGCGCCGGUGAGGAUUCUUGUUAGGAGCGGUGGUGCGCGCGCAUCCCUGGUGGCGCUGUGCUUGUUUAGUGUUAAUGACGCGUGCCGACGCGCGCGCUCACUGCGCUUAAGCCCUAUACGUGUCGACGUAAACACGUGCCGGUCCCCAGGUUAACGGGCUGCUUUCAGCAUUCUCUCUCCUCCCCUAAAAUCCUCCACCCAUCCAUCCUUCCCUUUUCUCUUUCUCUCUCCCCCUCUCUCUUUAUUCUUGAUCAUAAACAGCAGAGGCCGUGAUGGCGGACCCCGCAGCGGCAGAAGCAGCAUCCUCUCCGUGUCCGACUCCGGGCCUUUCUCCGGCGGUGAGUCCGGGCUCCGAGCCUCCCUCGGCGGCUCUGUCACCGUCGGCGGGCGGCGCGCAGCGGCUCCUUUUCUCGCACGACCUGGUGUCCGGUCGGCACCGCGGUUCGCUGCGAUUUGGCCUCGUGCGAAUGAUUCACGGAGAGGAGGACUGGACCGAGGACGAGGAUGAGGACCUUGAUGGCGGCGAAGGCAGAGACGGUGGAGGAGGAGCAGGAGGAGGCGGCGGUGGCGGAGGCAAAGACGGCGGCGGUGGGAACGGUACCGGCGGUGGAGGAGGCACAGGAGGCGGCGGCCGCGUCCACGCGAGUUCGGAUACCGAGAACGGUGCACCGGAGUCACGGACGUGGCCUCUCGGUAGGGGCUUCGUGCGCGUGCAGUGGUAUCCCGAAGGCACUAAGCAGGAUGUUCGGGAAACGAAGCUGAAACUUGAAGAUCGAUCCAUUGUGCCUCGAGACUUUGUGCGCCGAAUGAAUUCAAACGAUAAGCAGUGUGGUAUAGUGACCAACAUUAACACAGAGUGUGCAGUGAAGCUGGUGGGGACAAACUGUUGUUUAUAUCCUGUAAACAGUCGAGACCUGCAACACAUCUGGUGUUUUAUGUAUAGUGAUUACGUUGUGUAUGACUUCUGGCUGGGGAAGGUGUAUGACCUGAGCAAUCGCAUCAUCCUAAAGCUGUCCAAUGGCGCACGAUGUUCAAUGAGUGAAGAAGAUGGAGCCAAACUCUAUGAUGUUUACCCACAUGUCAGCGAUUCGGGGCUGUUCUUUGACGAGGUGUACGGCUUUUACCCAGGUCAGGUCCUCAUCGGGCCGGCUAAGGUCUUCUCAAACGUGCAGUGGCUGUACGGCGUGAAGCCUGUCCUCAGCAAGAAGAGCAAAUUCAGAGUGGUGGUGGAGGAGGUGCAGGUUGUCGAGCUCAAAGUGACGUGGAUCACGAAGAGCUACUCACCUCAAGGCUCGGACAGCGUCUUCCCUCCUCAAUCAACCAUCACACAGGAAAACCUUUGCAGAGUGAAGCGUCUGGGAUACUUUGACCACACACAGCGGCAGCUGGGCGAGAGAGCUCUCUAUGUCUUUCCCGCUAAAGGAGACGCAACACGAAUCACCUGCGAGGGCCCUGAGGGGGCACCGGUUUUACCUGAGGACCCAGUCAUCCGAAAGGUCAAACGAAUGUUUAAAAAGCAGCCAGGAAAGAAGGCGACGGAGAGCACAGAAUCGCAGUCCAACAGUGUGCAGACGGCUGGGAAAACGGACGAAGCUGAAGCACAACAAUCUGAGGCACCUCAUGACCAUACGGAAGAAAAUUCUGUGCCAAAACGCUCCAAUAAUGGCCUUGUCCCAAAUGAGGCUGAUGAGAAAGCAAGAGACCAAGAGCCCACCGUACCCCAGGCACAGUGGCCACUUCUCGGGGAGCUGGAGUCGGACGAGGACGCCGCAGAGGACACAGAUGACACAAGUUCCAUUACGUCCUCAGCCAGCUCUACAGCCUCACUGCACAGCGGCCAGAGCAGAAAGAAGAGCAUUCCUCUGUCAAUCCGCAACCUGAAAAGGAAACACAAGAAAAAGAAGACCAAGUUCUCCAGAGAGUUCAAACCUGGAGACAGAGUGGCUGUGGAGGUCGUUUCCACGGUUACCUCAGCUGAUGUCAUGUGGAAGGACGGUCGACUAGAGACGGGAAUCCGUUCGAACGACCUCAUCCCAAUCCAGCACCUGGACAACCACGAGUUCUGCCCUGGAGACUAUGUGGUGGACAAACGCAGCCAAGCGCUGCAAGACCCGAGUGUGUAUGGUGUGAUUCAGAGAGGAGACCACAAGGCCAGGACAUGUGUGGUGAAGUGGAUCAAACUGAACGCUGCAGGAGAUGAUGUGGAGGUGAUUGGUGAAGAGGAAGAUGUCAGUGUUUACGAUAUAUCAGAUCACCCUGACUUCCACUUUCACACCACAGACAUCGUCAUACGGAUAGGCAACUCCGGCUCAGAUGAAUUCAGUGAUGAAAGGACUGUAGGACAGGUGUGCAGAGUUGACGUCAGCAGCAAAGUGGAGGUGGUCUGGGCUGACAACUCUAAAUCUGUUGUCUUACCGCAGCAUCUAUACAAUGUUGAGUCUGAGAUCGAGGAGUCGUAUUACGAUUCGGGCGAGGGUAGCACCAGCGGCGCUUCCUCAGAAGAAUGGGAGGAUGAGAGUGACAGCUGGGAGACUGAUAAUGGCCAGGUAGAGGAGGAGGCGGGGACAGGUGGAGAAGACUCCACCCCCAAAACAGAAGCUCUGGCAGAGGUCAAAGCUUCGACACCUAGUGCUACAGCUGGUGCAGACACACAGGGAAAACCUGCCACACCCGAACUGCCUGCAGGUGGAGCACCAACAAGUGAGGAGAAGUCCAGUAAGGAGACACCACGAUUGGCUUUCCGUGAGCUCAAAGAGGCCCUGAAGAUCCUGGAGAGCUUAAAGAACAUGACAGUGGAUCAGCUGUGGACUGGCUCGCCCACCUCUCCCACUGCCGAGCCAACAGGCGCCACAGGCACAGCCACCCCAGCCGAUGCCAAGCCCACAAAGGAGAAACGCUUCCUAGAUGAUAUUAAGAAGCUUCAGGAAAACCUAAAGAAGACUCUGGACAAUGUGGCCAUUGCGGAAGAGCAGAAGAUGGACGAGGAACGGGCAUCCGCCCCUGCUGAGCCUCAGACACCGGUGCGCUCCGGGUGGCCCAGUGAUACGCCUGUCCUGUGCCAGCAAAGUGGCGGCAAACCCGGCGUCACGUUUACCAGUGCCAAGGGCGAGGUUUUCUCUGUGCUUGAGUGGGCUCCAGACACCCACACAUUUAAGAAGAUGGAGUUCCAGCCGGCUGAAGCUAAGAAGUUCUUCAGUACAGUCAGAAAGGAGAUGGCUUUGCUGGCUACGUCAUUGCCUGAUGGCAUUAUGGUCAAGACAUUUGAAGACCGCAUGGACCUGUUUUCAGCUCUAAUCAAGGGUCCAACACGCACACCAUAUGAGGAUGGCCUCUUCUUAUUUGACAUCCAGUUGCCCAAUAUCUACCCUGCUGUACCACCACUAUUCCGUUACCUGUCACAGUGCAGCGGACGCCUCAACCCAAACCUUUACGACAAUGGCAAAGUGUGUGUGAGCCUGCUAGGCACAUGGAUUGGCAAGGGCACAGAGAGGUGGACGAGCAAGUCAAGUCUCCUGCAGGUGCUUAUAUCUAUUCAAGGCCUGAUUUUGGUCAAUGAGCCUUACUACAACGAGGCAGGCUUUGACAGUGACCGCGGCCUGCAGGAGGGUUAUGAAAACAGUCGUUGCUACAACGAGAUGGCCCUCAUCAAGAUGGUGCAGUCCAUGUCGCAGCUUCUGGCACAGCCGAUCGAGGUGUUUCAGCAGGAAAUCCGUCAGCACUUCUGCACCAGCGGCUGGAGACUUGUGCACCGAAUCGAGUCCUGGCUGGAGUUGGACACGGCCGUGUCUGAACGUGGCGCUCGAAACACCAGCACCAUGCGGGCUGAGCCUCUGGACGAAGAGGCUCCUGAGGCACUGGUGCACAGCAGUCCUACAGGCAAACCUGAGUCCAGAGGUGAGGAGGAGCUUGAAGACUCUGGUCUCGGUGCAUCCAAGGACCACAACCUGAGCUCCGAUUUGGACGGCUCUAAAGGGGCAGAGCCAGCACAGCAGGGCGGCAAAGCGGCACAGGAGUCUCAGCCGGCUGUCAGACCGAAGAAGCGGAGACGGAGCUACCGCAGCUUCCUCCCUGAGCGUAGCGGCUACCCGGACAUCGGCUUCCCGCUCUUUCCUCUCUCAAAAGGCUUUGUUAAGAGCGUGCGUGGCGUCUUGUUUCAGUAUCGUGCUGCAUUGAACGCCGCUGGCAUCCCCGAAGAGAAAUAAUCACACAUCUACUCAUCACAUCUUUCAUCUUUAUCUCUUUCCUUCGCACUCAUUCCCUUUAAUCCGCUGACCUCCAGCGAGGCUAUGCCCCCUUUGCUAGCCAAGCACGGGUUUGAUGAUUAUUUUUUUGUUUCCAUAAUCAUUAAGCCGUUUUGUCCCAUAAUUCCUAAAUAAAUUUCUAAUAAAUA